AUGCUAUGCACAGUAACUCAGGUGGAGGAAGUGAAGAUCCUUGUUCGGAUGCUUCCAAUAUGGUUCACCAGCGUGUUCUACGCAGCUUCCAUGUGCCAAACGGCCACCACCUUCAUCCAACAGGGGAACAAAAUGAACACAAAGAUUGGAUCCUUCUCCGUCCCUCCUGCUUCCAUGAACUCUGCCUCGGUGGUCUUCAUGAUGAUCUUUGUCGUGAUCCAGGACAGCAUUGUGAUCCCAAUGGCCAGACGAUACACCGGAAACGUCGCCGGGCUCACGCAGCUGCAGCGCAUGGGCGUUGGCCGGUUCCUGGCGGUCCCGGCGCUGGUCGCGGCCGCGCUGGUUGAGAUGUGGAGGCUGCGCAGCAUCAGGGCCGGCCACAACCUGAGCAUAGCAUGGCAGCUCCCCCAGUUCAUGCUCAUCGCCUGCUCCGACGUGUUCUGCGGCAUAGCUCAGCUCGAGUUCUUCUACUCGGAGGCCCCCAUGUCGAUGCGGAGCCUGUGCUCGGCGUUCUCGUUCCUUGCGAUGUCGCUUGGAUAUUACCUGAACUCGAUGAUCAUCUCGGCCAUCGCUGCUCUGACGAAGGGCGGGGGCGGGCGGGGCUGGCUUCCCGCCGACCUGAACGACGGGCAUCUCGACUACUACUUCUGGCUGUGGGCGGGGAUCGGCGCGGUGAACUUUGUUGUGUACACGGCAUUCGCCAAGAAUUACACGAUGGCGUCCUCUGCUGGUAAUGGCAAGGAGAUGGCCGCGCUCGAGUCCGGCCAUGGGUCGUCGUCCUCCUCCUCCUCGUCGCCGGCCGCUGCUGCCAAGAUGACGGCGGUGGCGGGGAAACCGCGCCCCUUCACCUGGACAGGGCCUGCCAUUGUUAUGGGCUUCGAGUUGCUGGAGAGCAUCGCCUUCUCCGGCGUUGCGCUGAACCUGGUCAUCUACCUGGGCACCGUGCUCCAUGGCACCACCGCCUUCAACGCCGCCCACGUCGACACCUGGAACGGCACCACCUUCAUCGUCCCCGUCCUCGGCGCCUUCCUCGCCGACAGCUGCUGGGGCAACCCGGAGGAGAGCCGGAGGAAGCAGUCCUUCUUCACCUGGUUCUUCGGCGCCAUCAACCUCGGCAUCUUCGUCGCCGGGACGCUCGUGUCCUGGCUGCAGCAGAACGUGUCCUGGGCGCUCGGCUUCGGCGUCUCCGCGCUCUGCCUGCUCCUGGCGGCCGCGGGCUUCCUGGCCGGCACGCCCUGGUACAGGGUGCAGCUCCCCGCCGGCAGCCCGCUCAGGGACAUCCUCAGGGUGGUGGUGGCGUCCGUCAAGAAGAGGAAGACCAGGCUGCCUGCAGCCGCGGGUCAAGGUGACCUUGGCCUGCACGAGGUGGCGGAAGACGACGACCUGCAGAAGCUGGCGCACACCAAGGGGCUCAGGUGCCUGGACAAGGCCGCGGCGAAGGGCGGCGACGGCCGCGAAGGCCCGUGGAAUCUGUGCACGGUGAGCGAGGUGGAGGCCGUCAAGAUCCUGGCGCGCAUGGUGCCCAUCUGGGUGACGUGCGUGCUCUACGCGGCGUCCCUGGGGCAGAUGACCACCACCUUCAUCCAGCAGGGGAUGACCAUGGACAACAAGCUGCUCGGGAAGGUGAAGGUGCCGGUGGCGUCGAUGGUGUCGAUCGAGGUGGUGUUCAUGCUGCUGUGGGUGCUUCUGCACGACGCCGUCAUCAUGCCGCUCGCCAGGAGAUGGGGCCGAGCCGGGAGCGCCGGGCUGUCCCAGCUCCAGCGGAUGGGCGUGGGGAGGGUCCUGGUGGUUCUGGCGAUGGCGACGGCGGCGCUGGUGGAGAGCCGGCGGCUGCACGUGGCCGGCGCGGGCAGGAAGAUGGGCAUCGCGUGGCAGGUGCCGCAGUUCGUGCUGGUGGCCGGGUCGGACGUGUUCUGCGGGAUCGCGCAGCUGGAGUUUUUCUACGGGGAGGCGCCGGCGUCGAUGCGCAGCAUCUGCUCCGCCUUCUCCUUCCUCGCGCUGUCGCUGGGGUUCUACGUCAACUCGGUGGUGGUGACCGCGGUGGCGGCGCUGAGGCCCGGGUGGCUGGCGCGCGACCUCAACGAGGGGCACCUGGACUACUACUUCUGGCUGUGGGCCGUCAUCAGCGCCGGCAACCUGCUGCUCUACCUGCUGCUUGCCGCCCGAUACAUCGGGGAUCAGAGACUCCUAGCCACCAGAAACACAACGGAAACGAAGAACUCUAGCCUUCGGAAGGAUUCUAGAGGGGCAAUUGAUCAAGGGACUCCGUCGUCGCACCACCGCAUUGACGUGGCUUGA
This is a messenger RNA of Triticum turgidum subsp. durum (durum wheat), 2298 nucleotides long. The record is from the annotation of a GenBank genome assembly. NCBI's taxonomy places the organism in Eukaryota, Viridiplantae, Streptophyta, Magnoliopsida, Poales, Poaceae.